CGUGUUUAUGUCGGUCCACGGGGGUUGCCUGUCCCUUUAAUUGGCAUGUACCAAGUCCUUCCAGGUCACAUUUCCUCCCUACGUCCCAGCCGUUUGGACUUACUGGCCAAAAGUCCAAGAGGACGGAAUGUGGAGACAGUGUUGUAUUUUUGCGGGGAGUUCUAGGCCGACCGGGAGCGAGAGAACGCUCGGGGGCGAAGCGCGCCAUUGCGGCCCUCCCCGCCGCCUGCCGUAGUCCAGUCCCAAGAUGGCGGCCACCAUGAAGAAGGCGGCUGCAGAAGAUGUCAAUGUUACUUUCGAAGAUCAACAAAAGAUAAACAAAUUUGCACGGAAUACAAGUAGAAUCACAGAGCUGAAGGAAGAAAUAGAAGUAAAAAAGAAACAACUCCAAAACCUAGAAGAUGCUUGUGAUGACAUCAUGCUUGCAGAUGAUGACUGCUUAAUGAUACCUUAUCAAAUUGGUGAUGUCUUCAUUAGCCAUUCUCAAGAAGAAACACAAGAAAUGUUAGAAGAAGCAAAGAAAAAUUUGCAAGAAGAAAUUGACGCCUUAGAAUCCAGAGUGGAAUCAAUUCAGCGGGUGUUAGCAGAUUUGAAAGUUCAGUUGUAUGCAAAAUUUGGGAGCAACAUAAACCUUGAAGCUGAUGAAAGUUAAACAUUUUAUAAUACUUUUUUUAUUUGUUUAAUAAACUUGAAUAUUGUUUAAAAUGAUAAUUUUCCUUCUUCAAAUGACAUGGAAAGCAAAACUUUCUUUUUUUAAAAUUUUCAUUUAUUUAAUGGAAACUUGCCUAUUUUCACGUCUGCUUAUUUAUUUUAUAUUUUUAAAAGAAGACAGUAUUCACCUGUGUAUUUUGCAUAACGAUUAUAUCAAGUCUAGGGGCUUCAUGUCAUGUUAUUAAAAUCAGUUAAGCAAUC
Gorilla gorilla gorilla (western lowland gorilla) is the source of this 912-nucleotide messenger RNA. It is a transcript of the gene PFDN4, whose product is annotated as prefoldin subunit 4. The transcript has 4 exons. Gene Ontology annotation, cellular component: prefoldin complex; cytoplasm. Gene Ontology annotation, biological process: protein folding. NCBI's taxonomy places the organism in Eukaryota, Metazoa, Chordata, Mammalia, Primates, Hominidae. The record is from RefSeq and is a predicted model, not a curated record. Bases 248 to 652 code for a protein of 134 amino acids.